Molecule: messenger RNA, 1044 nt
Organism: Alternaria alternata
Lineage: Eukaryota; Fungi; Ascomycota; Dothideomycetes; Pleosporales; Pleosporaceae
Product: short-chain dehydrogenase/reductase-like protein SDR
Exons: 3
Coding region: 127-1002 (291 amino acids)
Source: RefSeq, a predicted model, not a curated record
CGGUCGUUGCGGUUGACUUACUCCGCAUUUCAUGGAAGAGCGUCCAUAAACACUGAGCUCUCUUCUUUGGUGAAAUUUUUACGGUCCUUAAUCUACAUUGAUAGUACAAGCGAUCUCACAGGCAUAAUGUCCUACUCCAAGCGCAUCGACCAGAUUGCAGGCCAUCUCAACUACCCUAAGGGUAUGUUGGCUGGCCAAACUGCCAUUAUUACAGGUUCUGGACAGGGAAUUGGCGCUGAGGCUGCAAAGCUGUUUGCGAAAGAGGGUGCGAAGGUUGUAGUUGCUGAUGUAGAUGCUAAAAAAGCGGGCUCUGUAGCCGCAGAGAUCAACGAAUCUGGUGGCAGCGCCAUAGCUGUGGCAGGCGACGUGCUCGACGAUGCCUACAUCAAGAAGCUCAUCUCUGAAGCCGCUGAGUUUGGAGGCGGCAAGAUCCACAUCAUUGUGAACAAUGCCGGCUACACAUGGGACGGUGUCAUCCACAAGAUGACGGACAAGCAAUGGCACACUAUUGUCGACCUGCACGCGACAGCGCCAUUCAAGAUUGUGAGGGCUGCAGCACCGUACUUCAGGGUCAAGGACGGCGAGCCCAGGAACAUCAUCAACAUCUCAAGCACAAGUGGUGUAAAUGGCAACGCGGGACAGAUCAAUUACGCGCUGGCCAAGGCAGGUGUUACUGGUAUGACCAAGACAAUUGCCAAAGAAUGGGGCCCUCAAUUCGGCGUGCGCGCAAACACGGUUGCUUUCGGCCAUAUUCAGACGCGCUUGACGGCGGCGAAGGAGGCUGGCGCCUUCAUCACGACACCCGACGGCGAGAAGGUAGCGCUGGGUAUACCACAGGCACAGAAGGCGGGUGCUGGUCAGGGCCAGGAGCACAUGGACAUUCCGCUGAGGAGACCUGGUACGGCGACGGAGGCGGCGAGUGCCGUGUUGGCCGUGGCGAGUCCGCUGUUCAGCUAUGUGAACGGAGAGACGAUCAAGGUGACUGGAGGCAGGAAUAUGUAGACAAAGUACAAGAGUCGUGCGACACUUGACAAACUCAACUCC